AUGACUGCUGAGUUAUUUCUUGUAUGGUUUCGAAGAUUUGUAGAAUUUUCUAAGGCAUCAAAAGACUUCCCGGUUCUUCUUAUAUUAGAUGGCCACUCUAGACACGCUAAGAACCUUCAGGUUAUAGAUUACGCGCGGGAGAGUGGCGUUACAUUGCUAUGUCUACCACCACAUUGCUCUCACAGACUUCAGCCACUCGAUGUUUCUUUUAUAAAGCCUUUAAGUGUUUAUUACAGCAAUGAGCUUCGAAAAUGGUUACGAAGCAACCCAGGAAAAGUCGUAACCCUUUUUCAAAUUUCAACACUUUUUGGAUCAGCUUUUAUUCAAAGUGCAACAAUGAAAACUGCUAUUAAUGGUUUCCAAGCUACAGGAAUAUGGCCAACUGACCCAUCCAUAUUCACCGAUGUCGAUUUUCUCCCAGCAAACACAACUGACAUCGGACUUAAUAGGCCUUCAGGUGAAGAGGUGAUCAUAUCUGAAGCUGAACAAUUGAAAUUGCCUUCGCCUAGCACAGGCGUUAAAAAAGACAUGCCUAUCAGGUUGGAUGAUAAAGCUGGCGAGGUUUCAGUCAACUCUAAUGAUGAGGCUAAUUCUGCCACUCCUGAUUGCUCUUGGAUGACAACAGAUAACAGGGCCUCUUCAUUUCAUAUUUCACCUGCUAUUCUAAUGCCUAUCCCAAAAGUUAAAGAAGCCCCGAAAAGGACGAAUCGGAAGAGGGGAAAGACCGCGGUCUUAACAGAUGCCCCAUACAAAAAGGAGUUAGAAGCUGCUAUUCAGGAAAAAGAGAAAAAGAAUUUUGGCAAAGAAGAAAGAGCAAGGAAAAGAUUAUUUAAGAAAGAGACCAAUAAUAAAAUAAACGGAAAAAAUAAAAAUAUACUCGUUGAAUUUCUCGAACAAAUUUCUUUAGAAAAAACUGAAUUUGGGGCUAAAGCCAACGGAUUACGAACCCAAUUAUGCCAAUUUAAAUUUUUAUUUUUUACAUGUGCUUUAAUAACUAUUUUAGAAAGGGUUAAAGAGGUUAACCGAUCAUUGCAAUGCAAAUCAUUAUCAUUCCGCAAUGUUAAAAAUUAUUUAGAAAAUUAA
Messenger RNA from Onthophagus taurus, 1083 nucleotides. RefSeq lists its product as uncharacterized. NCBI's taxonomy places the organism in Eukaryota, Metazoa, Arthropoda, Insecta, Coleoptera, Scarabaeidae. Gene Ontology annotation, molecular function: DNA binding. Gene Ontology annotation, cellular component: nucleus. The record is from RefSeq and is a predicted model, not a curated record.